AUGUGUACAUACGAAAGUAUACGUUGAAGAGUUGCGGUGUAUGUUUGCCUCUAGAUUGAAAUGUAUCUGUCAAAUUUGAUGGCAAAACAUUUCACUGAAGACAAUGUUUUACUUAUUAAUUAUUUGGUGCGGAAAAAGGGUGGCGAUGGAAGAAUUGCUCAAUGUUGAGGAGUUACCUACAAGUGAAGAAGACAAUGGGUACAAGUGGAAUAUAAACAACAAGUACUACACUGCACAAGUACAACUGUAUGCCUUGCCAGAUGCCACCUCUCCAGUUUGUAGGCAAUACCCUGAUUCAGUACAAGCUGUUAUUCUCUAUUUUGAUGCCAAUGAGAUUGAAAUAGGAGGAAAAGCCAUAAUUCAUAGGUUAUCCACAAACUGGUGGCAUGACUUGAAUACCUGCAACAAAGUGAACUUUACUAAAGAAACUUGUAAAGUGCAAAGUGGUUAUGUUUAACCAGGUAACAGGUUAUGCCUACCACCCAAGAAUGGAUACAGUCACCUUUCUGUACAGUUCACCUUUCCCCUAACUAUGGCAGGAGACACUGAGUUGCCUGAGUUGCUGUUUAUUGAAAUCAAGCCCAAAACCAUAUGAUUGCAAAGGGACUUUUAUAACCGUGUGCCUGAGCCAUUACAAAUGUGUAACCUUGAGCCAGUUUUUAAAAAAAAAUCAUUGUUUUUAUUAUCUGAAUUUGAGAGUAAAGUAAAAUGGAAUGAUAAAAAUGUGUUUACAGUUCAUUUAACAAUAUUAUUGUAAAGAAAUGUGAAUAA
Molecule: messenger RNA, 771 nt
Organism: Octopus sinensis (East Asian common octopus)
Lineage: Eukaryota; Metazoa; Mollusca; Cephalopoda; Octopoda; Octopodidae
Product: alpha- and gamma-adaptin-binding protein p34-like
Exons: 3
Coding region: 104-457 (117 amino acids)
Source: RefSeq, a predicted model, not a curated record